Molecule: messenger RNA, 711 nt
Organism: Dentiscutata erythropus
Lineage: Eukaryota; Fungi; Glomeromycota; Glomeromycetes; Diversisporales; Gigasporaceae
Source: the annotation of a GenBank genome assembly
GAGGUGAAUAUUGCGAAUUAGAUUUUGUACAAACUGUAAAUAAUACCUUUUUUGAAUCGAAUAUCGUUCUUUGGUCGUCAGCAGAACUAGAUCUUAGAUUCACAUUUAAACUUGACGACGAUUUACCUCCUUCCUUUACUUAUAAAAAUAUAGCAAAUAAUGUUUUAACUUGUGGAGUCACAUAUAUGUUAGAGGCUACUAUAUAUAAUAAUAAUGGUGUUCAUAAAGUGAUUAGAUGCAUUUGUCCAAUCACAAGAUGGAGUUUACCAUGUUUAGUCAAACAACCUGAAUCAUUAACUCGACCUAAAUAUAAUAAUCGACGAUGGAAUAAAUUAACUAAUUUUGGUGAUGGCAGUGGAGGAGGUGGAAAUGAAAUAGAAGAUAUUAUUUAUGAUGCAAAACUUGAAAAUAAAUCUUAUAAUAUUGGAUCAACUUUAAAUCUUUUAGUUUCAUUAAUUUUGCCCCCUACUUUUGCUUCUUCAAUAAAAGAGGUGCGAUUAGGAAUUAAAGAAUAUCAAAUUUUACAAGAUUCUGGAUAUUGUGUAAAUUUAUCAAAACAUAAGGUUGCCCAUAAUGUAUAUAAAGGAAAAGAAUUUAUUAAGGAUGUAAUAGUCGAUGAAAAAGAUAGUGUCAUUAAAGAAAAUCGAUAUUUAUUAGAUUUGGAAUUGAAAAUUCCGACGUAUGAUAUUAUUCCAGAUUUCGAAAAUACUC